GUAAUUCCAAUGCUGUCACUAUUCCCCCCGAUAUUAUAUUGUGGUAUCCAACAACCGCUUGGCGCGUGCGCACUCACGUGACACAACCAUCUGGCUUAACCAUGCACUCGUGAGCAGAGUAUGUUAACAUAGUCCUCUCUACGCAUACUAGCGCAAAAAUGAUUAUAAUCGAAAUGCGUGAGAUGCUUGAAUGCGGCCGCUGCCACCAAGUUCACAUAUUUAGAUAUUAAUACAACCUCUCUCUGGCGUUCUGCGAGAGAUUCGGAAAAUUCUGUCAAAAUUUUUCACACCCAUACACACCCAUGCGGGGGACAUCAAAGUUUUCCGUGUGAAACCGAUACGCGACUGUAUCUUCCUCGUUCUUUCGGGUCAUUUUUUCGGCUUUUGUUUUGGUUUGUUCCGGUUAGAACCCACCUGUAGUAGCCCCCAGCGAUGGACAUCUCAAGUGACGUUUGGAAUCAGGUCGCCCUCGAGGCAUCCCAACUGUAUUUCACCGAGGACGGCAAGAGCCCCUUCGCCAACACGUCCAUCGAGAAACUGCCAGACAAAGUAAUUCAGCACAUAUUCUCGUACCUGACCCACCUGGAGAUAUGUCGCAUGGCAAUGAUUUGCCGUCGCUGGCGUACGAUCGCCUACGACACCAAGCUCUGGAAGAACGUUUCGCUUCGGCCGGAAGUCUCUGGGCUGCACGUUGGCUCCCUUGAAUCCCUGCUGCAGAUGGUUUCGGUUCGCUUCGGUGCAUCGCUGCGCUACAUUGAACUCCCAAUCGAACUGAUUACCCACACCGUGCUGCACGAGCUGUCCAACAAGUGCCCCAAUUUGACCCAUAUGUUGCUGGACUUUUCGACAGCUAUGCAGCUGCACGAUUUUAGUGAAAUGCAGGCUUUCCCCGCGAAACUUCGCUACAUGUGCAUCUGUUUGUCGGAGGUCAUCUUCAUGGAGGGUUUCAUGCGUAAGAUCUACAACUUCAUCAACGGUUUGGAAGUGUUGCAUCUGAUCGGUACCUACGAGAAGUGUGAGGAGGAAGAGGAGGAAAUCUACGAAGUUAUCAAUGUACACAAACUAAAAUCAGCCACGCCUAACCUGCGUGUCAUCAACCUGUACGGCAUAAACUUCAUCGACGAUUCUCACAUCGAUGCCUUCAGCUCCAACUGCAUCCAGCUCGAAUGUCUCGCUGUCAACUAUUGCAGCAAAGUAACCGGUUCCACUCUGAAACCACUGUUGGCUCGCUCCAAACAGCUCAAGUGCCUGCUUAUGAAUGGUACGGACCUCAAGUCCGAGUACGUUAUGCAAGCCGAGUGGGACAAAUGUUCGGUUCAGGAGCUGGAUAUAUCUGGAACCGAUUUGACCACAGAAUGUCUGAUCGAUUUACUGACAAGAGCCCCAACUCUACGCUUUUUAAGCGCCGGUCAAAUCAACGGAUUCAACGAUUCCGUCCUGAAGGCGUGGGCCGAGAGCGGCAACGCGAAAACUCUUAUCGCGCUGGAUAUUGAUUCCACCGAUAACAUAUCGGAUGAGGCGCUGGGACGUUUCAUCACCCGCUAUGGUGGCCAACUGCAGGCUUGCGUUCUCUCCGGCAUGACCCACAUAACCGAUGCGUUGUGGAUGACCAUUCUGCCGAUCCUGGCCAAUGUAAAGAUCGUGGUGAUGGGUACCACCGAGCGGUUGAGUGGUAACAUCCACGUGGAUCAACUGAUGGACACAAUCGGGUCAUCCUGUCCGAAGCUGGAACGGCUGGAGCUCCGCUGGGAUCCGGAGAAUCUCCGCUUCUCCGACAAGAGCCAGAAGGCGAUCGAUAUGCUGCGUGUUAAAUGUCCGAAACUGCGCAGUCUGGUGUUGAGCGACGGCCGCUACUACGAAACCGUUAAGGCCAAUUUCGAGCGAGCGGAUCGCACAACGGUAGUUCGAACCCUGACCAGUUGCCGCGUGUCGGCGUACCACGUGCUCAGCAACUAUAACGAUUUGAUCUUCAACUGAACGGUUCCGGCAAACGUUGCAUUGUUACAUCUUGAUAUUAUACUUGGUUUGUUUUUCAAUUUGUAUGGAGUCUAAAUAGUGUUAAACAAGUUGGAACAUUUUAGUUUUACAUAAUCAUAUAAAUCCAUAAAAGUAACUGCAAUUUGAAGUGCGACACACAAAAUUAUGUAAAAAUUUGAGCGUUUUGAAUAAAAGACGGAUUGUUUCUUAAA
This is a messenger RNA of Toxorhynchites rutilus septentrionalis, 2189 nucleotides long. RefSeq names its product F-box/LRR-repeat protein 7 (gene FipoQ). Gene Ontology annotation, molecular function: protein binding. Gene Ontology annotation, biological process: positive regulation of protein ubiquitination; SCF-dependent proteasomal ubiquitin-dependent protein catabolic process. Lineage: Eukaryota; Metazoa; Arthropoda; Insecta; Diptera; Culicidae. Gene Ontology annotation, cellular component: SCF ubiquitin ligase complex. The transcript is spliced from 4 exons. The record is from RefSeq and is a predicted model, not a curated record. Bases 433 to 1977 code for a protein of 514 amino acids.